UUAUUCAGAGCUUCCCAGAGUUUUCCAGAUUCCAUCCAGAUUUAUCCAGACUUGUACAGACUGAUCCGGAUUCUGGAAAAUGAUCCCCAGGUCUUUUGGGACCUUUUCCAGAAUUUUUCCGACCCCUUCAAGAAAUUUCCAGGCCUUUUCCAGACGUUUCCAGAGAUUUCCAGACUUUUCCAGACAAUAUCCAGACUUAUCCAGAGUUUUACAGACUUUAUCCAGAUUUAUCCAGACCUUGGUACAGACUGAUCCGGAUUCUGGAAAAUGAUCCCCAGGUCUUUUGGGACCUUUUCCAGAAUUUUUCCGCCCCUUUCAAGAAAUUUUCAGGCCUUUUCCAGACGUUUCC
Molecule: messenger RNA, 349 nt
Organism: Ceutorhynchus assimilis (cabbage seed weevil)
Lineage: Eukaryota; Metazoa; Arthropoda; Insecta; Coleoptera; Curculionidae
Source: the annotation of a GenBank genome assembly